AUUAGCUGAGGCGAAGCGAUAACAAUAAUGGCUCCGUGCUGUUUUUGUUUAUACUUGAAGUUUCACUGAAGCUGUUUCUGUAAAAUAUAAAUAUAAUUAAAACUGUAAAUGAUGAAGAGCGGAGUGACUGAAUAAAGUAAAGAUUAUUUUAGUUAUAGCGUCUCAUCCAGACUGGGAUUCAUCUUCUUACCAUGUUGCAUUGAAGUGUUUCACCUCACUUGCGUGUUCUUGGACUGUGGGAGGAAACCGGAGGCACCCGAGGAAACCCACACAGACACGGGGAGAACAUGCAAACUCCACCUGGGAAUCGAACCCAGGACCUUCCUGCUUCGACUAAAGUGGAGCGACGGGACAGAAGCGAGUCCAGGACGAGCACGAAGGAGAGAAGACGAUCCAGCAGUCGAGGAAGAGACGAGAGGAAGAGGAAACGCAGCCGGAGCAGAUCCUCGUCUGUCAGUUCUUCAUCAUCGUCGUCUUCUUCGUCAUCUUCUUCUUCGUCUUCAUCGUCACGUUCCUCGUCCAGCAGUAGCUCGUCAAGCAGCAGCAGCUCCAGUAGCAGCGAUUCUUACCGAAAAAAGAGAAAAACCUCAAAGAAAGGAAAGAAGGAGAAAUCUGGGAAAAAGAAGCAUAAAAAAGAAAAAGCGCGCAAACGGAAGAAGGAGAAAAAGCACAAGGGGGGAGAUGAAGACACUUCUGGUCCCGUCCAGAUUUCUAAGUACCUGAAGGAGAAGAAGCGCAGUGGAAAGUUCAGCAUGAUCUCAGGGAAGAAGAUCAAAAUGAAGGUGAAGAAAUCAAAGAAGGACAAACAGAGAGAUAAAAACCGUGCCGAGCUGCUGGAGUUCCUGAACUCUACGUACUGAUUCAGACUCUCUGCUUCUGUUUUUCCGUCAUUGUUUGAUGUUUUGUUUUGUUUUUUAUUUUUAUUUAAUUUUUUACUUCCGUUUCUCGGCCGGUCAGCUCUCAGGGACGGUGUGUGUGACGUCCUGUAAUGAACGGACAGCACUGUGGCGCUUCGUAAUCCUGAUGUGAAGUGGUGGUGGUGGCGUCCACGUUCCUCCAGUGUUCCUAAUGUCCACAUGACUCCUGAUCUGUGCAGUUUUACAUGGACUUUAUUCAUUUCUUCUUUAUUUACUUUCCGCUACUACACCGGUCAGGGAAAAGGCUGCAGGCCUCCCACACUCUCUCCGACACUUCUGAGACUUUACGGUCUCUCCUGAGCAGACACUAGGGGUCGCUGUUGUUGCAGCAACUUGACUGCCUUGUACAGAGUAAUUAUAGCUCAUAUCUGGCAACCCUGGUCAUACUGGUACCACAAUCACUGAAACAAACACAGGACAUCCAAUACCAGCAAACGAUGUGUGUUAAGUGCCUGACCAGGGUGUUGAGGGCGGCAGGGUUGCUUUGAACCGCUCCACCAUCCGAGCACGUGUUUUGAACGUUACAAAGAGCUAGCUUGGGCAUCUUAACACCUACUGACCAAUCAGCAAACUCGAAAUCCACACAUUCCAGGAUCAAACACCUCCAGAAUAUUACAGAGAAGAAACCUGGAGAGGAACCAGGCACUGACGAGAGCGGAUGAAGUGUUUUGUCCACCCGUAGCACCACGUUCCAGACAUUUUCAAACACGUUCUGACUUGUACAGACAUGAACUGUUUACACACGGUAGAAAAAGUGCAGCCGACUUUGCAGCAACAGUUUAGGGAAGGUCCUUCCCUGGUCCAGUGUGGCUGUGCCCCUUGUGCACAAAGACAUGCAACAGAGCCCUGACCUCAGCUCCACUCAACAGCUCUGGGAUGAACCGGAACCCGGCCACACGAAUGCUCUUCUGUAAUACUAAAUGGGCACAAAUUCCCAUACUACAAACAUACUACAAAGUGCUGUGGGAAGCUUCUCAGAAGAGCGGCUGUUCUAGCUGAAAUGGUCACACAUACUGUACAUCACUCUGAUUAAAUACCUCUGUUUCAAUAAAGCUCACGGUCAGGUGUCCAAAUA
Molecule: messenger RNA, 1992 nt
Organism: Trichomycterus rosablanca
Lineage: Eukaryota; Metazoa; Chordata; Actinopteri; Siluriformes; Trichomycteridae
Product: pinin-like
Exons: 8
Coding region: 288-860 (190 amino acids)
Source: RefSeq, a predicted model, not a curated record